AGAAAGUAAUUAUAAUUGUUUUUUUUUUUACUUUUGUGUUUGUCGUUAACUACUUUAUACUCCUUGGGCUUAGUAUAUUUUCCGAACAAACCCUUGAGCCUAAAAUUUAUAUCGGGCCUGGACUAAGCCCACGUUGCUCUAAAUCGUACCACUCUAUUUAAGGAUACGACUUGAUUUUGAUACCACGUUUUAUUGCAUUGGUGAUUAGAGAUUUUUGAACCCAAAAAAAAACGUCGUGGGACUUCUAAUUUUUGGUCUUUCUUUGUAUUUUAUUGUCGAUAAAGGUUGAUUUGUAUCUGGGCCUAUUGAGCCUCUUUGUAAUUUUUUUGCAUCAUGGGCUUUAUUAAUGCUUUAAUAAAGAUGACAAAAAGGUUGAUUUUUGGAUAUUUUAACAGAUUUUCUCAUUAUGUGUAACCUCUCUAUAUCAAUGUAUUACUCUAUUUUUGCCAUAACCUAGUUUACCUAAAUAAACUAAUUAGGAGAAGAGACUUAUGAAAAAUAAAGCAUAAGUAUAUUUAGUUUUUAUUAAUUUUGAGGUGUUGGAGGUGUCGUGGUGUAACUUCUCAAAAGAGAUGGAGGCUGCUAAAGACUUGGAUGAUCUUUUGCCAGCACAUGAGAAGUACCUCAGCUCCAUCGUUGGGAAGUCUCUUCUGGGAGAACAGUCGCAGACCAUCCGCAAAUCACUCUUUGUUCUCUUUGAGCUUAUAUUACGGUUCAGGAGUCAUGCAGAUCGUUUGUAUGAAGGAAUCUACGAGAUGCAAAUAAGAACUAAAGAGUCAGGACGAGGAAGAAACAAAACGCAGGAGUCAAGUUCAUGGAUCAGUGAAGGUAGGAAGGCUAUAACACAGCGUGCUGGAGAAUUUCUUCAAAGCAUGAGUUAAGAUAUGGACAGUAUUGCAAAGGAAUCCACAACCUCAUUAGAUUCGUUCCUGUCUUUACUGCCGCUCCAACAAACUGUAGAUCUCAAGUUCCUCUUCUUCCGGCUUGUCUUCACUGAGUUCUACAGCCGGUUGCAUGCGAAAGGAAAAGAAAGUUGAAAGAGUAUCGAGUUUAGUUGAAAAGCAUAUUCCACAAUAGCAAGGGAAGAAGACAUGCUCUACUUUGACUAAUCGCUGACUGCAGCAUGGGCUUGCAGAGGAUCUUUUCUUGAAUUUAGGUGCAUAGAAAAAUCUGUUUCUUAUUUAUGAGACAGUCUCAUAGAUCUUCUGUGUUUUGAAUGGCUUGUUUCAUUGUUUGUGAUUCGGAAACAGAUUCUUUGUUGGUAAAAUGGGGAAGGUUUGUGUAUGAAUGUGUGCCAUCAGUCUGAUAAUCUGCAGCUUUAGUUUAUUUUUUGUGGUUUCUCCAUGUAGUUUCUGUAAGCUCUAUUUGAGCUUUCGCUGAUUUGAAUUUGUGAUUUAUUUGAUGAAAAGAAAUCACACAUACGGCAUGAACUUAAGUACUACUGAUCUCUGUUAGAAAAGCAUCAGCGUUCAUUUGGCAAGUCAGAGACAAUCAGACAGCAACAGGUUGGAGGCGUGGCUUACCACACAAAAAAAAAAAUACAAAAGAGAAA
Molecule: messenger RNA, 1552 nt
Organism: Brassica napus (rape)
Lineage: Eukaryota; Viridiplantae; Streptophyta; Magnoliopsida; Brassicales; Brassicaceae
Product: gamma-tubulin complex component 3-like
Exons: 2
Coding region: 573-881 (102 amino acids)
Molecular function (GO): gamma-tubulin binding
Source: RefSeq, a predicted model, not a curated record